AUGGCCAACUCGUCGCAGUGGCUAGAGGAGGGCGCGGGGCGCUGGCCGCCGCCGGCCGGGCCGUACAGCGAGGCGCAGCGCCUGGCGCUGGAGGAGCUGGUGGCGGGCGGCCCCGAGGCGCUGCGGGCUUUCCUGCGGCGGGAGCGGCUGCCCCCGUUCCUGUCGGAGCCCGAGGUGCAGGACAUCGCGCGGGCCGCGCUGCCGCCCGCCGCGGGCCCGGAGCCGGCGGCACAGUCCUCGCCCGGCGCCUCGCUCGACGCCUCCUCGCUCACCUACUUCCCCGAGCGCUCGGACCUGGAGCCGCCGGCGCUGGAGCUGGGCUGGCCGGGCUUCGCCAGCGGCGCCUUCCGCGGGCUGACGCGGGUGGAGGCGCAUUUCCAGCCCGGCUGCGGGGACGGCGGCAGCAUCUACGGCUGCAAGGAGGCGGUGCGGCGGCAGGUCCGCUCCGCGCGGCAGAUGAUUGCCUUGGUUAUGGAUUCCUUCACAGAUACUGAUAUCUUCAAAGACUUCAUGGAAGCUUGUAGCCAGCGGCAAGUUAAAGUGUAUAUCCUGCUAGAUCAGUCUUCAUUUUCCCACUUUCUAAAAAUGUGCAAGGAUCUGGGAGUUGACCUUGAACAGGAAAAGUUGAUGAGAGUUAGAAUUAUCACUGGGAACACAUACUGCACCAGGUCAGGAACCAAAAUUAUUGGAAAAGUCCGUGAAAAAUUCAUGUUAAUUGAUGGCAUCAGAGUGACGACAGGCUCCUACAGUUUUACAUGGACAGAUGGGAAGCUGAACAGCAGUAACAUUUUGAUCCUGUCAGGCCCUGCAGUUGCACACUUUGACCUGGAAUUUCGGAUUCUCCAUGCACGGUCAAAGCCUAUCAACCUCAAAGAGUUAUCCAGCUGCAAGAAGAACAAGGUGUUGGACCAGCUGGUCAAGAUAACAGUGGCUUCUAGAGACAUGACCAGGGAAAACUUCCUGAGAAUGGAUUUUUUGUAUCUGAGAGCAUUUGUGGGAAAUCUGAAGAGGAAGCGAAGCGGGCUGCAUGCCUCGAGGGAGGCAGUGUACGUGCCAAACAAUGCCAUGCACACCUCCCCUCCGCUGACUAAGAGGAAUGGCUCUCUGGUUAUGAGGCCACACUGGAUCAUAGAGAGAUGAACUGCACAUCUGUGCAGGGCGAGAAGCAGAACUUUAGGAACCACAUCCAGCUGUCCCUGUCCAGCGCUGUCUUACAGUGUGUUUGUGAGAGCAGCUGAGAAACAAACUUCAAAGAGAGAGAAAGUGAAACUGGAAUUGUGAUUUUGUUUGAAGACAGACCAGUAUAAAGCCGUUAUUGUCUUCUAGUAUUCUGUUAGAUUUUCAUUUUUCAUGUUUUGAGCUGAUGGGUUGGCAGUGUCUUAGCUCAGUUGCUCAACCCUUUUUCUUUUAAGGAAUCUAGGUAUCAAAAAUCAUAUUGCCUAAAAGUCUUCCAAACAUGAAAGCAGGAUAAGUGACUCUGAAAUCAGUCUAAGCUUAGUCUUGGUUGCAUGAGCUCUCCACCAUUUCAUGACCCAGAACUGGAGUAACCCUAAUCUAGAAACCAGUAGGUCAGUACCACACUACUAGUCCUCAAAUGUUACAUUUUCUUGACAUGAAGCUGUGCUGGGAGGCAGAACGAGUUAAUGUGUCAGGCAAACAAGGCUUUUGUAGUGACUGAAUUUCAAGUGACCUUUGUAUUAUAAUGUAUUUGGAUUGUUGGACAUCAUGCAAUAAAUGUGUGCAAGGGAUAGUAUUCCUAAGGACCUGCUAUGUUUGUAGUAGAGACAAAUGAGACCAAUCUCUUAGCAUUACCAGGCAUACUUUUUGGGUUCUUUAUGGUUGCUGCUGCUGUCUGAUCUUGUGGGAAAAGCUGAGUAGAUCUGAAAUCUCUGAAGCUACUGCGUCUUCUCAAAAGCUCUACUUCCACCAGAAAUGCGAUGAUAUGAAACUCAGCAAUAGAAUAAUUUAUUUUUAAAGUUUCAUGCAAGCUUGAUUAGUAUUAUUUUUUUAAAUCUGUCAAUUUCUAGAGGAAAAAAAACUCCAACAAAACCAAAAAACCAAAACAAACAAAACCCCAACCCAAACCAAAAAAAUCCAACUCAAAUGAAUAAACUCUCCUCGCAGACAGCUGUACAUUGAGGCACUGGAAUUCCAGCAGCCUGCCAGGGCAGAAACUCAUUAGUCCAACCAUGGCAGCUGUGGGCAAAGCCAAAGUUUAUUAUUUCUCAAGUUGUUCUUGAGGCUCUUCUACUGCAAAGCACUUGUGUAUAUGCUUGUGUGAGUGUCUUGUGAGUUCUGGCCUUCAAAGGGUAAGGUUCAAACUUAGCUGGGGAGUUUCAUAAGUGUCUCUGCUAAACAGUGGUAGGAUAACAUUAAAUUGGACAUGUGGAGGUUACAAAAAUGGUCUUUAUAGACAAUGCAAUAAUGUGUUGCUUGGAUACAACUAAUCUGGGCCCUUUUUCUUCUGCACUUACAAUCAUGGAAAUGGAAUAAUUCUGACUCUCCUAAUCUGUAAAUAUUCAAUAGUUUAUAGUUUCAUAGUCUUAACUUUCAUGCAGAUAUAAAGAAAUUUGAAAUAUGUAUUUUUAUUUUAAACUAUAUAUUCCAUAGACUCAAACCCCAUACAGUGUUGUACU
Molecule: messenger RNA, 2636 nt
Organism: Lepidothrix coronata (blue-crowned manakin)
Lineage: Eukaryota; Metazoa; Chordata; Aves; Passeriformes; Pipridae
Product: protein FAM83D-B-like
Exons: 4
Coding region: 1-1140 (379 amino acids)
Biological process (GO): regulation of ERK1 and ERK2 cascade; protein localization to mitotic spindle; positive regulation of cell cycle G1/S phase transition
Cellular component (GO): cytosol; mitotic spindle pole
Source: RefSeq, a predicted model, not a curated record